AUGAACGCCCCCACCGCAACGGAGUUUGCGCCGCGAUCGCCGUCGGCACCCUUGGAAAUGUCUCCCGAGCUGUCUCAAAAGCUGGAGCAACGGGGACAUAGCUUGAAGAGCAGCUCUAAUACCAGUGAUGCAAAGAGUCUGUUUGCGACCGUCGUGGCGGUCUCUUCCAAGUUGGAGGAGGAAGACGAGAACACACCCAAGCCACGAGAAUCCACAACAGCGUCCUUGUUGAAUGCCGUCAUGAUCGCUCCUGUCACCAAUCAAGUCAUUUCAGCUCCUACCACAAUGGACCUCCACCUGAUGAAUAAUCAAGCCAAGAAGAACGAGCCAGGGAUUGGUGACAUUAAGAAUCUCUUGGGAGGCUUGGACAUUUCCUGUUCGCGCGCUUCCGCAACAGCAGGAGGAUCAGGUGUAGGUGAAGCAAUCCCCAAACCAACCUCUCUGGCAAGACAAGUCAGUGCUCCCUCAGCUCCAAGCAGUCGUCUCCCCGUCUUGGCAUUUGCUGGUGCAACCCAAAGUCAAGACGACGCAUUCCUUGCGUUGUUCACCAAAACUAACAAAGUGGAAAAACCAGGCACAAAACAAAAGACGUCUCGCACGUCGUCUCGUGGCAGUAAUAAUACCAGCCCACCCAAACGGCAGAGCAAGUCAACGAUCCGCAAGUCCAAGUCCGUCGGAUCCUCUGCCGAUUCGCCACCAAGAGCCAGAAUCAGUACUGGAUCCAAAGAAUACUCGGCAGCACUGCGCAAGUACAAGAAACAUCAAGACAACCAAGAAGAAGAGGAGGAUCAACCCAAAGGACGCGCCAGUACCGGCGGAAUUUUGCGAAACCACGGGGAUAUGAUGGACGAUACCAGUGAAGACGACGACGAAGAAGAAGCUAGCACGAGCCAAUCUGUUGGGGACACCGAAGAGAGCAUUGUUGACAAACACGAAAAACAAAAAGCCGUUAUCCAGUCUCUCCGACAGACAUUGAGUACAGGAAACUAUGUUGUGCCCUCCUCCACGAUCAAGAAACCUAGAAUGCGAAAGACAAAAAGCCUGGGAGAUCAACAAGAACCAGAACAAGCUCCGAGCCACAGAAAGUUGUCUCCCAAACCAAGAAAAUCUGCCAGAGAGGCUGGAAGGCCGAGCAGUGGUCGAAAGGGACGGAAAUCGGCUACAAGUCCCAAGCGGGGCAGUAAUAAGGGCGGCAGUCCCACCAAGCGAGAAAGCACUGAUGGAAGCCCCAAGCGGGCCAGUUCAGAUGAAUCACCCAAGAAGCCAGAGAGAGCUUUAGACGAAGCUCCCAAGAAGAGAGAAAGUGCAGGAGCCCGAACAAGUGCGGCCAAGCGAGAAGGUAGGCGCAUGCGUCGUUCCGAAAGUUUCACCGCGAGGACUUCUUCGUCGGCUACCGAACAGACGAAGCAACGACGUCGUCGAGCUGGGAGCGUCGAAGACCGUCGACGCAAGGGUCCAGACACCCUCGGCAUUUCCUCGAGCAGGAAUAGUAGCAAAGUGGUACAUCCUCCUCGAUUGUCACGUGCCACAUCGGAACCAGUGACACCCUUGACGGAUCCUCGCAACCCAGCAUCGAUUGCACUAGAUGGUUCCAAUGGAGACGAUGAUGAAGACGACGACGACAACCAUAGGACGAUGGAUCAUUCGGCCAAUACAAGCAUUACGGAGCGUCGUCGGCGACGAAAAGAAAAGCAAAAUACCAAAAUGGACGGCAGCAGCAGAACCCAUACACGCCGUACUAGGGGUGAACGAUCAGCCAACAACAGAAGCAGUGGCACUUCUAGUCCACCGACAAAAGCGAGAUCUCCCAAGCGUGGUCCGUCCAACCAGGCUAGCAGCGUCGGCAAGUCUCCUCGAAACGGCAGUCGUAAGAGGGACCCCCAUGCUGUCCUUCAGAAUCAAUUGCAGCAGGCUGCACAUCACAUGCCGGCGCUGGGUCCGUAUGCGAACGCUGCCGAUGAAAUCGACGAAGAAGAACUGUAUGAAAAACCCAAAGAACACAAGUCUGAGACCAGACGCAAGUCCGCGCACCCCAAGGUGCAACAACCACAACCAGAGGAGCAGAAGGACGGCUGGACCACCUACGUGUUCAGUACAGCCAUGGAUACAGCUAGGGCAACGGCAGCAGGGCUGGGAGAUGUAGCGACAACCACCGUGAACGUUGCAGCGACAGCCACUGCGGAACUUGGAGAGGUUGCAGCUGAAACAACAGGUGUGUUCCGCACCACUUCGGGCACCAAUCUGAUGGGCAUGUUGCGCGGCGGAGGCGGAGAGUAUGACGCCCAACCUGACUCACCGACAAAGUCAAGGCGGCGAGACAGAAACAAGAACGCAAAGGUCCCCCGUACCCGAUCGGGUGGUAAUCUUAUGGGUCUAAUCCGCGGAGGAGCAAGCGGUGGCGAGGAGACAUCCGUCUCGUCAAGUGUCAAGAUGGACGAUGAUAGUAGAAGAAGAAAGUUCUUUUGA
Molecule: messenger RNA, 2466 nt
Organism: Seminavis robusta
Lineage: Eukaryota; Bacillariophyta; Bacillariophyceae; Naviculales; Naviculaceae
Source: the annotation of a GenBank genome assembly